GUCACGUGACGAAGACGAGAAAUUGUCGGAAAUUAUCAGCAAGAGUUCAAGUUUUACGGACUCCAAAAAGGAUCUGGAGUGUCACACUUCACCGGCUACGAGGGACGUUGUAGAAAAAUGCCAGCAAGCUCUGUCUGUGGCAAAUACGACAGACGAUGACGUAAUUAGUCUACGAAUGUACCCAUCAACUGACAUGGACGAAUAUUCGGAUGCACAGAGCACCGAAAGUGAAAUGGAUAUCCCAUACUACCGAGAGGAUUCGUCGGACUUGAGACACUAUACAACCAGCAGUGUUUCGUCAUCGAUAACAGGGAAAAGUCGAUUUUCUUCUAAACUUUCAUCGAAACUAUCCAGCUUCUUCCGUAAGGCAAAGUCAGGCAAUCUAAACAACCAAGACGAAGUGUCAAGAGACAGCGACACUGGGACAGGAUAUGGAUAUGAAGGUGACAUGUCAUCAAGUGGAUGGGAAAGAUCACCAACCCCUACACGCCAAGACAUGAAGGAAUCUAUACUCCAAAACACAAACAGCAGAUUGUCCGACUUAUCACGAAUGGUGGCAUCCAGGAGAGGGAUUCAUGAGUAUCAGGCUCUGACACUGAUUCACGAUAUUUUGGAAAAAAGUGAAAUGUCAGAACUAGAAAUAGAAGACGAUGGUAGAUCAUCUUCUUCCUCAAGCAGUGCAGAUUCCAUUUUGCCUUCUCAGCUCAACUUCCGCGUUUUAGCCAGACCCAAUGCCGCAAGAGGAACCAGAACCAUUGCCCACACUGUUCCCGACCCAGCGGAAAUAGCUCACCACAUUGAGGAAUUUGAAGCGGAAGUCGAGAAACUGAUUGAUAAGCAUGCAGUAGCGACCAGGGACUACCGGAACAGACAACUUCGACCAGGGGGAGCACGUGGUCCCCGCCUGCCGUCCUUCAGCCUCCAGUUCCAGGAUCGCAGAACAGACACGGGUUCCGACAACGUCAUCGGAACCGGAAGCAGGUACAGCAAAUACUUUUCCAACUCUGUGACUCGCCCUCAACUGACAGUGCAGGGACUCUCCGCAACAGACGAUCGGCUCAUGCAGUGGAUGGUCAGUCAGCAGAGGAGGGACUCCGAACGGAAGUAGAGUGAAGAUGGAUCAAAGAGAUGUAUUAGAGAAGUUAAAUGACGUCAUCAUGAUGACUGAGGAAAGACUUCUCAAGCAAUCUUUGAGACCAGACUUCAGAUUUAUCUUUUAAGGCGAUGAAGCGGCAUUCACCAAACGCCUGUAGCAUAAUUUUAAAACGAAAGUUUGAAUCGAAUUAGACACCUGGAAUAUUUACACAUGCAACUGUAUAAUUUUAUGCGUAGGCUGCAAGGACGUAAUUAGUACCUACGGAAAAAAACCCAUAUAUCGAUGUUGAAGAUACGAGCACAGGAGUCGUGCCAAGUGCCCGGAUUUAAGUGAGGAGCUUUAGGACUUGGAACGAAUUAUCAAUAUACAUCGUCACCUGGAUUUCACUUCUUAUUAAUUCGGUUUAUUACGAAAUUCAUUUAUAUUAUUCAUCAAUUUACAUUACGUUUUCUACUUGGUUUUAAAUGAUGAACAGAUAAAUGACUAUUAUAAGUCAGCUGACCAAUCAGUGCUAUGUACGCAAUGGGGAUUAUCCAAUCAGAACUCAUACUGUGGUGUUUUGCGUGUUUUUAUGCCCUCCUUAAGGACCCAAUCUACAGACAAGGGGACCUAACUCUUAUAUGUACAAAAAAAAAUGUUAUCAAUAAUAAAAUUACACAAA
Pecten maximus is the source of this 1757-nucleotide messenger RNA. RefSeq lists its product as uncharacterized. The transcript has 3 exons. Lineage: Eukaryota; Metazoa; Mollusca; Bivalvia; Pectinida; Pectinidae. The record is from RefSeq and is a predicted model, not a curated record. Bases 176 to 1108 code for a protein of 310 amino acids.